AUGUCCAAGACAUCCACUCCCAUGAAGACCCUGUUUUCCCCCAGUCUGGCAUCAGCCAGCUGUCUGCUGUCAGAGGAGAGGUUACUGUGUUCCAUCUGUCUGGACGUGUUCACAGACCCACUCUCGAUCCCGUGUGGACAUAACUUCUGCAGCACAUGUAUCAACACGUACUGGGACAGCGGGGACACUUGCCAGUGUCCGAUGUGCAAACGGAAAUUCUCCACAAGACCUGAACUUCAAGUCAACACUUUCAUCUCAGAGUUAGCUGAUGAGUUUAAGAAGUUGGUCCCAGUCAAAGCCUCAACUCCAGGCCCACAGCUUCCGGCGGUUGACGUUCUUUGUGACAUCUGCUCUGAGAUAAAAGAAAAGGCUGUUAAAUCUUGCCUGACGUGUCUGACUUCUUUCUGUGAGUCACACCUGGAGCCGCAUCGCAGAGUUGCUGGGCUCAAAGGUCACACAUUAUUAGAGCCAGUAAAGAAUCUCGACGACAGGAUGUGCAAGACACACAACAAGAUGACAGAGCUGUACUGCUUGAAGGAGCAGGCCUUCAUUUGCCUCCUGUGUUUUACAGCCGAUCACAAGGGUCACAACGCUGUCCCCCUGGAGGAGCAAUAUGAAAAAGUGGCGGCAACAAAAGACAAGGCCCAGGCAAACAUCCAGAAGUUGAUACAAACACGGAUUGAGAAGAUAGCGAAGUUUGAAAAAUUACUCGAUGUCAGCCAGGUACAAUCUGAAAAAGAGGAAAAAGCCACCGUGCAGGUGUUCACCGAGUUGAUCCAGUCCAUUCAGGUGAGCCAGGACGAGCUAGUUGAGGCGAUCGAGCAGAGGCACAGUGCAAUAAAGCAAAAGGGUGAAGAGUUUCUCAAAGAACUGAGGAGGGAAGUUACUGAGCUCAAGAGCCGAAGCAGUCAGCUGGAACAUCUGUCACAGUCAGAGGAUCACUAUCAUUUCCUCCAGAACUUCACGAACUUCUUGCGAGGACACCUGACUCGGCUGAAACAGAGAGUCGAUGAAAUAAUGGAAAAGAUUCCUUGGAUCGGAAUGAAAAGAAUGAGAGAACACGCGGUCGACUUGACCCUUGACCCUGACACUGCAUUUAAGUUACUUGUCAUAAGCGAAGAUGGAAAACAAGUUACAGUAGAAGACAACAUUGAAAAGGUCAAAGAUACCAACAAUCCAAAGAGAUUUGAUGCAUAUUGUGAUGUUUUGGCAAAAGAGGGAUUCACAUCAGGAAAGUUUUACUUUGAGGUGCAGGUGAAAGGAAAGAUAAGUUGGGUCGUUGGUGUGGUCAGAGAGUCGGUGGAUAGAAAGAACAAGACAGAUCUGUCAGUUGAAAAUGGAUUUUGGUGCUUUGCAUUGGUUGAGGGCAAAUAUGAAACAUCUGCAGACUCAGAACCUGAAAUAUUGAAAGAAGAGCUUCAGAAGUUGGGCGUCUUUGUAGACUACAACAAAGAUGAGGUGUCGUUUUACAAUGUAGACUCUAAAUCACGCAUCGGUUGUAUCACGGGCUGCUGUUUUACAGAGAAACUUUAUCCGUACUUCUGCCCUCAGCCGAAUUAUAAUGGAACAAACUCCGCCCCUCUCAUCAUUACACCUGUACCUCAAACUCACUAGUCCAUCCGUCCCAUUCUCGAGAACGUGAA
Limanda limanda (common dab) is the source of this 1643-nucleotide messenger RNA. Its product is annotated as E3 ubiquitin-protein ligase TRIM39-like. The transcript has 2 exons. NCBI's taxonomy places the organism in Eukaryota, Metazoa, Chordata, Actinopteri, Pleuronectiformes, Pleuronectidae. The record is from RefSeq and is a predicted model, not a curated record. Gene Ontology annotation, molecular function: protein binding; zinc ion binding. The coding region runs from base 1 to 1614 and encodes 537 amino acids.